AAGAAGAAGAAGAACAGGCAGCUACCGUAAAGAAGAAGAAGAAGAAGAAGAAAGAGCGGUUUUGUGAGAAGCUAGUUAAAUUGCUAGGACCUGUGCGUAGCCUCGAUAGUCUGUAAACAGAGAUUCACACUGAAGACGCUUGGGGUUUUUUAAAUUAUGUGGACACAGAAUCCGGUUCAAGGUUCAAAUUAAGGUAUGUAAAGGGUUGCUCCCUUAAAAAACAUUAUGCAAAUUAUCUCCAACCAUGAAUGUAAUGUAACACAAAUGCAGUUUUGUAAUGUAUGUAUGCUGGGACUUAAAAACCCUUUUUUCUUUUGCUGAAAUCAUUUUAUACUCCGGCUUGUUGGCCGCUUAAAGAUAUAAACUGAUCUUGAAGACAUUUAAAAUCAUUUGUUUCAUUGAAGAAGAAAAAAAAUACAUUUGUACUUUGGCAUUUUCGAGAUGAUCGUAAAUCCACGAUUUCAUUUCAUCAAUGCGAUUUUCCUCAAGAUGUUUAUACCAAUUCCAGAGAAGAGGAUAAUUUGAACAAAAGCUGUAUUUCCAUUUGUAGGAAACGCUGUUUGAGCGGUUGUCUGCGCUGCUAAUUAGUGAAACCUUACAGACCCAAUGGGGCAAUGUUGGGAUGAGCAAUGUUGCCCCAAACUUAAAGGCAGAAUGAUUUUUCCUAAAACGCAAUGUAUAGACUCGCACAAAAAUGAUCCCUCUCAGUCAUCACUUAUGACGGAGAGUGUGGCGGUGUCUGUAUCUGCAGAGACCCCCCCCCUGCCUGCAUUUCCUCUUGUCUGUUAAUUUUGUGUUCGGCACAUUUCUGGCCGUCAACCUCUCUAAAAACGUAGCGACCGGGUGCCAGAUCAUCAACACGCAUCCAGAGGAAGCUAUGAAAAUGGUGGACACUGUGCCAAAACAACGCAAACGCAGCGAGGCCGAACGCCGCGUGGAGCCAAAGCUCGUUCACACCAGAAGUGAAUCUGGUGUUGGCGCUCACUGCCGGCGAGCACCGUAACCCUCGUUAAGCAUGUUGUUAACAAACGCAACCAACAAAGCCUAUUCAUUGUGAUUUAAAUCGGCGUAACAAUUUAUUGCCAUGAGUCCAUUUUAAAGUAAGUGGAGGCAGAGUUCAUCACACUGUACAGUUGCCACUCUGUGGGUAUCUGUGUAUCUGUGCCAUUUGCUCCACUUUCUCUCACGACUGCGGUUUAACGGUGCGCUUUUCGUUUUGCGUGAAAUGUGUUUCCACCAUCGACUUAAAGCCAUCCACUGUUACGACACCCACGGUGUCUUUAUGUGGCUUUUUUUAAGCAAAUGGAAGUGUAUUCUCUUUGGUUCAACAUUUAAAGAGUCGGGGUGUAUUUUAUAUAAUGUCAUUGUUGGAUGUAUGCUAUACUGGGACAAAUCAUGUAGCUAAUAUACAUGUUGGCACAGACUCUACCACCUGAGACAUUUCCACGCAUCUCUAGCCAGAAAGCAUAUUUUAUGCUCCGUUUUCAUGCCAUUAUUUCAGUCUGGGAGCCCAGAGAAGGCGGGAGAAAAAAAAGCCUGUUGAGAGCUCAACAAGUGCACAUUUAUCCGAUCAGGUGUAGGAACGACUCAUGAAACAAGUCACAAUGAGUGAAGUCAAAUUGUGAAAGGUUAGACAAAGCGUUCGCAUUCUUGCAAAUUGCCAGUCUGUUGCGUCACUGAAUUUGCGUGGCCGAUUCACAUUUGUUUGUGUUGCUCUGCUCGCCAUUAAUGCUGCCGUCCUUGUGCCGUAAUUCAAGGCGAGCUCUCUCGUACGUAAAGGUCCAGUGAAGCGUUAAAUCUAAUAAUGUCCUGCUGUGCAUGGACCAAAUAAAAGUUGCACCCAUUCAUGAACUGCUUUUGGAAGAAUUUGCGAUUUAACCGGCACGAUUUUGUUUCAAAAUUUGCAGCAUUUUGAACAUUUAUUUUCCACAGUAUUUCCAUUGUCUGAUGUGAUUUUUUUUUUUUUUGAUUUUCAACUUUUGCACUGCUGAAACUUUUCAUCCCUCCCAAGAAUUUUUAUCUCUUCUCUUAACUCACUGACAUGUUGCAGGAUUUUGGGCGGCAAUUUAAAGACGCGGAUUAGCGAACAAACCAAACUUUUUCAAGCAUUUGAGACGCACGAAGGAAAGAAAGAAGUUAAACCCCCUUUUCAACCAAGUCAUGUCUCGCCGAAGAAGCCGCAGCCCGUCGCCGGGGCAGUUUUCACGCAACUGCAGCAGUAGUGACCCUAGAGAUUUGGAGAGACGGAUUUUCGUCGGGAAUUUGCCGACCUCCGACAUGGAGAAGAAGGAUUUGGAAGAGCUGUUCAGCACUUAUGGGAAGAUAAUCGGCGUGUCCAUGUUUCGUGGGUUCGGAUUUGUACAAUUUGAAGGUGUUGCGGAAGCGGAAGCUGCAAAGUCUGCCCAAAAGGGUCGCAUAUAUAAAGGUUAUAAAAUAGAUGUAAAUAUGGCAGUGGAGCGACGGCAAGCUAAACCUCAAUCCCAGCAGAGCCCUCCACGAAGGGCCACCACCACUUAUGGCAGCUACGCGGACGGCAAAGAGCCCCGGCCUCGCUCACGCUCACCCACUUAUGUGCGCGAGUCUCGGGAGAGCCGUGACGGGAGGGAGUCUCGGGAGAGCCGUGACGGGAGGGAGUCUCGGGAGAGCCGUGACGGGAGGGAGUCCGCUAGAGAGUCGAGGCCGGCCGGCCACUCUCGUGACCACGACUACCGGUACCGGAGCACAGAGACCAGAGACAAAGACCCCAGGGAGCCUGCAUUCAGCAGAGACGACUAUGACCGGUUCUACCGCAGUGCCAGUGGUGCAGAAGACUAUUACCGGAGGAAGGAUGAGCCCUACAGGGACCCUUACAGAGAUCCCUGGAACGGACGCCGGGAGCCAGAGGCCCCCUCCACCCUCACUUCAGCAGUAGAUGAUCGCGCUCGACCAGAAGAGCGCCGCCGCAAUGAAUUGUAUCGACAGUACUACGAGGAGCUGCAGCGGCGCUACGACACCGACCGCCCCGUCGACUGCUCCGUGAUCGUCGUCAACAAGGCGCAGAACUUCACAAACAACUGUAGGGAGUAUGCGGAGACGGUCGGACGGAAGGUUCGUGAUUUGGGCAUGGUGGUGGAUCUGAUCUUCCUCAACACAGAAGUGUCACUAACUCAGGCGCUCGAGGAUGUAGGCAGGGCCCGCACUCCCUUUGCCAUCAUCAUUACCCAGCAGCACCAGGUCCACCGGUCCUGCACUGUCAACAUCUUGUUCGGCACGCCGCAAGAGCAUCGGAACAUGCCGAUGCAGGAUGCCAUGAUGCUGGUUGCCCACAAUUAUGACACCUACAAAGUUGAAAACCGUGAAAAAGAACGCGAGGAGAUUGCCAGAAAGGCUGCCAAGAUGGCGGACGACGUGCUACUCAGGGAGCCUGACAGAGAGGGCCACCCCAUUUCUGUGCUCACCUCCAUCACACUGCUGUCUGAAAACAGAUUUGUAACCCCAGAUGAAAUGGAUGGUCUCAUUGCCUACCUGAAGGACAAAAGAGCUCGACUGCUACGAAGCGCUGCAGACCCUCUCACCGCUGGAGUCCAUGGAGCAGCUCCUGCAGCAGUACACCAUGACGUUUCAACCUCCGCUGCAGGACUGCCUCCUCCAUCCCACUCUGCUCUAUCCCACUCUGCUCUAUCCCACUCUGCUCUAUCCCACUCUGCUCUAUCCCACUCUGCUCUAUCCCACUCUGCCCUAUCCCACUCUGCCCUACCCCACUCUGCCCUACCCCACUCUGCCCUACCCCACUCUGCCCUACCCCACUCUGCCCUAUCCCACUCUGCCCUAUCCCACUCUGCUCUCACGCCUCCACAGUCCAGCCACCUUGGCCUAUCGGCUGCUUCGAGCGCCUCGGCGAACCCCAGCCACCAGCAGGAGCUGCAAGCUAAGAUCCUCAGCCUGUUCAACAGCGGCAGCGGGGUCCCGGCAGGCGCAGGAGGCCCGCCCUCCAUCUCCCAGACGAAGGCGUACGGCUCCCUUGGCCCACCCCCUUCCCAGAACCAGCCCCGCCCCACCAUGACGGGCCCCCCUGCGGGUGGAACCCUGGGUUAUGGCACCCCACCGGGACGCAUGCAGGUCACACCAGGUGGUCAAAGACUCCCCUCGUCGGCUUCAGGUAUCAACUUUGACAACCCGAGUGUACAGAAAGCGCUGGACACCCUCAUUCAGAGCGGACCGUCUCUCAACCACUUGGUGAGCCCCGCCGCCGCUCAGCAGCCCCCCCCCAGCAUGGGCCAGGUCCCAGCGAUGUCCAUGUACCCCCGACAUUACUGAUGUAACAACUUCUCCUAAUGCGAGUUCCCCUCUCCCUGUGACACAAGUAGACACCACAUCAAUUCUCUGUGCAGUGAAUGUACCAGCUGUGUAAUAUAGGUAGGUUGGAUGUUUUGUAAAAGCUUUUAAUCUUUUUUUUUUUUUUUCUUUUAUUCCAAGUAUUGUGUUCAGUUGAUUAAAUGGUUAUUAAAUUUGGUUUGAUGACUUGUCCAGACUAACCGUCUGUAUUUUCGAUUAUUAGCCAGAAGUUAAUUAUUCAUUCGUUCUUCUUACGUGAGGUAAACUGAGGUAAAGUUGCAUGUGUGAAGUACGGUGUGUUUUGGUUUAUGAUGGAUUCCUUUGUUCUUUUCCAAACAUGAUUGUUUUAUAGUUUUGCACAUAGUGUCUUUUUAAUUUGUAACAUUUUCAUUGUCAAAACAAGACAUGAUUAAAAACUCCAGACACAAUUGCUGUAAUAAAA
Molecule: messenger RNA, 4756 nt
Organism: Anarrhichthys ocellatus (wolf-eel)
Lineage: Eukaryota; Metazoa; Chordata; Actinopteri; Perciformes; Anarhichadidae
Gene: ncoa5
Product: nuclear receptor coactivator 5
Exons: 11
Coding region: 2161-4296 (711 amino acids)
Biological process (GO): regulation of signal transduction
Cellular component (GO): nucleoplasm
Molecular function (GO): RNA binding
Source: RefSeq, a predicted model, not a curated record